Molecule: messenger RNA, 311 nt
Organism: Cherax quadricarinatus
Lineage: Eukaryota; Metazoa; Arthropoda; Malacostraca; Decapoda; Parastacidae
Source: RefSeq, a predicted model, not a curated record
UGCAUCCACCGUGACCUUGCUGCACGCAAUGUUCUAGUCAGUGAAGAUCGAAUCAUGAAAAUUGCAGAUUUUGGUCUGGCACGAGACCUUCACAGUCAAGAUUAUUACCGAAAGACAAGUGAAGGGCGACUACCUGUGAAAUGGAUGGCACCAGAGGCACUAUUCCACGGAGUAUAUACUUCACAGUCAGAUGUGUGGUCAUUUGGUAUCCUCUAAUGGGAAAUUAUGACAACUAGAGGUAUACCUUAUCCAGCAGUACCAGUUGAAAAACUUUCCAAUUGUUGCGAGAAGGAUAUAGAAUGGAAAAACCU